Peronospora farinosa is the source of this 2205-nucleotide messenger RNA. The record is from the annotation of a GenBank genome assembly. Lineage: Eukaryota; Oomycota; Peronosporomycetes; Peronosporales; Peronosporaceae.
AUGUCUUCGCGGUCAUCUCGCCCGCCAGCUGUCGUUACCAAUGAAACAGUUGUUUCAUCGCCGGCUCCUGAUUCCGGUCAUCAGCCCCCUUCUGUCGCGCCUACACCACGUGCAGGCGUCCGCAACCCGCCACCUGCCGCACCAUCUGGUCGCAGUGACGGACCUACCACUCCAUCUGCUACGCUGCCUGGUCGUGGGACCGGGCGUGAGGCGCCUACCUCUACGCCACAUGGUCGUGGAGCCGGACGUGUCGCGUCCUCUGCCGCUCCAUCUGGUCGUGGAGCCGGACGUGUCGCGUCCUCUGCCGCACCAUCUGGUCGUGGCGCUGGUCAACUUCCGGUCUCUGCCGCGCCACCCGGGCGAGGUAUAGGGCGCCGCGCCCCUGAUUCCGUGCCCCGGGCCCAGCGUGUCGGCCGCUACGUACCGUCGGACUCCCUCUUCCAGGCACUGGAAGAGGCGGCCGCCAACAAUGCGCCGGCCGCCGAAUUUCGAGCGAUCGCCUUGCGCGACGUCCAACGCUCUCGCGUCGCGGUCUCCGAAAAGUUCAAACUUUUCAUCCCGUGUGGCGCCGUCGCCGCGUCCCUUCAACUGGAUGAAGUCAUGCUCUCUAUUCACAUGGAGGACCAGUCGGCUCUAUGGAAGGACUCGCUUCCAACGCUGUGCGACUUCAUCCGCAUCCCGUCCAAGGGCAUCCGAUUUACGUGCACGUCGCGCGAUGUGGCCGUCAAGCUGGGAGGCUCGUCGGUGCGCAUCUUCGGUGCCCAGCACAUUAUCAAGAAGUUUAGUCUGUACGAGCGUCUGUACACGCUGAACCUCACCCGAAUCCCCUCCGACCUGGAUGACGCCCUCAUCUUUGACUUCUUCGCGACUCGGGGUCUUCAUGUCCUCGUCACCGCCACGCACCAGGUCGGAGGCAUGACUUCUCGGGACCGCACGGUCUGGUGCACAACCGAGGAGUGCCCGUCGGCGCUCUUUCUUCCUGAUGGGUCCGCUCUUCGCGAGAUCUACUUCGACGGCUUCGCCGACCCCGUGUUUGUCCAGCACAAACAGCGGUCGCUCAACACGAAGCCACCUUCUCUUAUCAAGCGCGACCUAGACCGCAUGGCAACCGCGGAGGCGCAACGGGCUGCGUCUCGGGCCGCGGCGGUGGUGGCCUCAGGCCCCCGUGUUGCCAGUACGGCUUCAACCGCCUCCUCUUCACCGCAGUCUAUCGGUGCGUCUCCGGCCUCUGUAGCGGUAGACCCUGACGACGUGCGCCUUGAUAUCGUCAAGCCUGAAGCCUCGGCAUCCCUUCUCGACUGGACGGUUGUCACGCGCCCUAUCGUUUGCAGCCAACCGGAGUCCCGCCCUCCGGCUACAGCAAUUACUUGUGGUGCAUCCCUUCUUAAGGACGAGAGGAUGGUCUUUGGCAUUCCUGCACCCCCCACCGACUUUGAAUUGGCGUUCGCGGAAGACUGCCAAGACGUCGAUGUGGAUGUCUUCCUCGACGGCGAUGCUACGAUUGCUCCGGUCACACCGUCAUGUGAAGUCGGACAACUCAUCGCGUCGCACUCACUACUCACCGUCAGCCGCACCAAAAUGAAGAGGUCUCGCUUCAAAGGCCUCGCCAGCGGCGCACAGACUGACUUCCUUUCCGUGGGGGACCCGGAGGGACGCCUGGCCUCUAUCACAGCCCAGCCUUUAAUAAUCGCACCAGUGCUCCAUGACCUCACUCCUGAAUCCACCCGGGUGGUCGUUGAGCAUGCUGUCCUCCGGGCCUACAGUGGGUUCCCCGCGGUCACCCACACUACGUCACGCCAGCUUGCACCUCGCAUCCGCGUCGAUUUUCCGGAUGGCAGCCCUGCCGCAGACGAGAUUUUGGCACACGUCUACCCCAGCACUCCACAACGGGAGAUGGCCCAAGCGUACGCAUCUGUCGAUCUCUUCUUUCGCACGCAUGCAUCCCGCAUCUACAAUGAUCCUUUUAAGGUCGGAACGAUUGCAGGCUUAAAAGCACCCGAUUGCCUCCCCUAUUCCGACUUUAUUUUGUGGUCGGACACAGUCCUUCACGCGCUCUGUCACAGUGACUUUACUGAAGGGCUCGAGGGGACUCUCCCAUUCCACGUGGAGGCAUCUCUCGCUCUCAUUCGCUCUACGUCUGACGACGACAUGGCCUCCGACUCGGAAUCCUCGGAAACCUCAUCAGAUGGUAUGCAGGCUCUCUAA